Molecule: messenger RNA, 1164 nt
Organism: Quercus lobata
Lineage: Eukaryota; Viridiplantae; Streptophyta; Magnoliopsida; Fagales; Fagaceae
Product: TMV resistance protein N-like
Exons: 1
Coding region: 1-1164 (387 amino acids)
Biological process (GO): defense response
Molecular function (GO): ADP binding
Source: RefSeq, a predicted model, not a curated record
AUGUUUUAUCCUUUUUGCAGCCAUGAGUCAGAAUAUAUCCAAGACAUAGUAGACGUGAUUUUACAGAAAUUGAGUUCAAGUUUCUCAAGCAAUACCAAUAACUUGGUAGGAAUAGAUUCUUCAGCUGAAGAACUCAUCACUUUGUAUUAUGAUUGUGGGAACAAAGUUUGCAUGACAGGGAUUUGUGGUAUGGGGGGGCUGGGAAAGACAACUCUUGCUAGAGUUGUUUAUGAUAAGUUUUGUAGUCAUUUUGAAGGCUCAAGUUUUAUAGCUAAUGUCAGAGAAGAAUCAGAAAAAUAUGGUUUGCUUCAAUUACAAAAGCAGCUUCUUGCAGACAUUAUGGAGGAUGGAAAUAUAGAUAUAAGGGAUGUAUAUCAAGGAGUUGACAUGAUUAAGAAAAGGCUAUGUAUUAAGAAAGUUCUACUUGUUCUGGAUGAUGUCAACCAAAUUGACCAAUUAGAAAAAUUGUGUGGAGAGUAUGGUUGGUUUGGAUUGGAGAGUUGGAUCAUCAUAACAACUAGAGAUGAACAUUUGUUGGUCCAACAUGGAGUGCACAAAAUAUUUAAGCCUAAUUCUUUAAAUAGUGAUGUUGCUUUAAAACUUCUUUGUUUGAAAGCAUUAAAAAAUGAGCAACCCAAAGAAGGUUAUAUGCAACUCUCUCAAGAAUGUGUACGCUAUGCUAAUGGCCUUCCAUUAGCUCUUGUUACUUUGGGUUCCUUUUUGGCUGGAAGAACAAUGGAUGAAUGGCAAAGUGCAUUGGAAAGUUUUAAAAAAAUUCCUAAAAGAGAAAUAUUUGAUAUACUUAAAGUAAGUUAUGAUGAACUAGAGGAAAUGUGGAAGGAGAUAUUUUUAGAUAUUGCGUGUUUCUUUAGAGGGAAGACAAAAGAUCGAGUAGUUGAGAUAUUAGAGAAAUGUGGUUUUGAUGCAAGGAUCAGUAUAAGUGUUCUCAUUGAUAAAUCUCUCUUAACUAUAGAAAACAAUAAAUUAUGUAUGCAUGGUCUAGUACAAGAAAUGGGUAAAGAAAUUAUUCGUCAAGAAUCACGAGGAGAGCCAGGAAAGCGUUGUAGGUUGUGGCUUAUUGAAGAUUUGUUUCAUGUAUUGACUAAAGAUACGGUAAGACAACGAAAAAGUUAUAAAUUUAUUUCAGUGAAAAAGAUUGAUUAG